Messenger RNA from Ogataea polymorpha, 3903 nucleotides. RefSeq names its product peroxin 2. Gene Ontology annotation, molecular function: zinc ion binding. Lineage: Eukaryota; Fungi; Ascomycota; Pichiomycetes; Pichiales; Pichiaceae. The record is from RefSeq and is a predicted model, not a curated record. Gene Ontology annotation, cellular component: peroxisomal membrane. Gene Ontology annotation, biological process: protein import into peroxisome matrix. The coding region runs from base 2343 to 3443 and encodes 366 amino acids. The transcript has a single exon.
AUUCAUGACGACUGUAUUUGCAGAAAAUACACUAAAAAUUAAAAAUUUGAAGAUUAAUCAAUAUUUGCGCCGAUAUGGGCCGAUCGACGCGCCCUAAUAAUUCAUCACGUCCUCGAAGUCGUCGUCCUCGAGGUCCGGCUCAAAAGCAAAAGUCCCUGUGUCGCCAUCAUGUAUCUUGUCAUAGCGCUCCCACUUCCGUUUGAGUCUUUUGAGUGUAAUGGAGGCCGACGCCGUGUGCAAAUUAUUCAUUUGGGUGAAGAAGCGAGUGACGAAUUCACGGUCGCGAUCGUACACGCAAUUUAGGCCAACAUAGAAUACGGCCACCUGGAGCAUGAGGACACAAUAGUUUCUCAUUACUUUCUCAGAGUCCAGAAAUCGGAGGAGAUGUAGUGCCCGAUGGACCAGUUCUUGGAUUAUCGGGUGUCUUUUAGGGAUCCGACCUAGAUCAGACGUAAUGAUCAGGAACGCAGUGAUCACAAAAGACUGGUGACACACGUCAUACCAUGAAAUGUAGUCGUAAGUGCCAUCAGAAUACUCGACUUUUUCGAUUGCUUCUGGUGAAAGCGGUUCAAACCCCAGUGGUGGGGCAUGACUGUUAUCAGGAUGCAUAAAGUGAGUUCUAGGCACAAUUCCGGUUUUGCUGAUGAUCUCAAACUGGGACUCUCUGUGAAAAUCGGCUGUGAGCUCAAAAAUUGUAAACGCGGAAAGGUUGGGUGACUGUGGUGAGGAAUGGUUCUUGCUGCGCAUGAUUUUUAUCGACUUGAUAAGUUUUUGAAGCGACACUCCAAGUGUAUUGGAAUAGCCAUAAAGAUAAUUGAAACCAUCCCUGCGACAGCACAUCAUACUCUCCCAGUAGGCACGAGUAUAUGGGAGGUCGUACAUGGCAAGGUCGAGCUCUCUAUCGUUUUUGAGCACUCCACCUAGCGGAGCCGUGAGACCGGCAAUAUUCUCUAUCGACAGAUACCAGUUGCGGCAGAAUGCCACGACAUAGGAGUUUCUCUGCCGAAGACGCGGAUCCUCACUGAAUGGAGCAUAUGUGGAAAGCAGGUCCUUUGCAGCACAGAGAUGCGGUCUCCAUUGUUGUACAAGAGACAUCGCGGUGUACGACGUGAGUAGGAGGAUGGUGAGUAGCAUGGGCUCCACAUUGCUGCUGAUCUUAUCUUGCUCAGCAAGAACAGUGGACAACAGCUGUAGACAAGUUGACAAAUACGAGCAAUAAUUCUUCUCGUCUUGUUGGUCUUGAGUUCUGCGGAAACUCUGCAGAGCACCGCAUGAUAAGAUGGCAGCCAUAAGAUAAUUGUUUUUGUUUGCGUAUGUUAAAAGAAUCUCCCUUGCUGGGUUGUAAUGGGGCAAGGGCUGAAAAGGCAUAAUCACUCGGACGUAGUCGUGGUCGAAAAGCUCGAGGUAUUUUCUGUGUUCUCCGGGGAACUGCAGAGAAUCUAUGGAAAUACGUUUGGUAAGGAAAUCAGGAAUUCCCCAGCCGUUGACGGAGUCCAAAGAUGUAGUCAAGUCUGGACAUUGGUAUUCUGUGCGCUUGAACAUACGGAACAUGCUCUCCAUUUCACUGUCGUCGUUGGGAACGCCGAUCUCGUCUAUCUUGCUUUCCAGCAAAUCGUUGAGACUGUGUGCCAGGUUGUUCGCUGAUGCUCCCAAAGAGUGCAGGGGGAAGUUGCUCUGUGGAGACUGCGACUGUUCGUUCAUUCCCGAGGAUUCAGAGGGAUACGGUAUGGCGGUCGCGGAUGGCGAAGCGUGAGUGUUUUCGUGAACUCCUAGUAUUGGUGGCCCCAUUCGAUUCACGGAGAAUAAACGAAGAUCGUUUGGUUGAACGGGGACAGGCGCACGACAUGGCGUGGGAUAGUAUCCCACGGGAGAAACAUUGGUUAAAGGUAUGUCCUUAAGCUUCGAUGACCUGGGAGGCUGAUAAACACAUAUUUUGUCGAGCCGUUUGCAGUGCCAACAAAUAGGCUUGGCCUCGUCGCACUGGAAUUAGUCUAGAUACAAGCCGCAUACUUACCUUGAUUUUGCGUCGUUUGCAUUCCACACAGCCCUCUUUUGAGUACUUGCGUUUCUUGGUCUUAACGGACAAAUUAUCCAUCAACAACUAAGUGUCUUUGCUUGUUUCCUCGAUCUUCAGAUAGUUAAGUCGUUAACGGCGUAGUUUUUCGAAAUUAAUAAUUCACCGGACACUGUCUAUAGCCCACAUUGCAGGAACACCACGAUCCCUGAUUGACAGUUUAAAGUUUGACAGCGGACAAAUUAUUCUCAGCUUGAGGUAUGAUUAAUCGUCGCGGACGAUCGUCGCUGAAAAUAAAAAUAAUUCUAUAGCCUAAUCAUUAGUCUCCAUGUUUCCUUUGGUGAACCCUCCGAACAGGGUUCUUCAAGUGGAUGCCAAGCUAUUAGAUAAUGAGAUUUUUGAUAUUCUCGCGAAGCAGCUGAACGAGGCCAUCUCCAACCCGAAGCUGCCGCGAUUUUUCCAGCUUCUCAACUCCAGAUACUCUGAUGAGCUGCGACUAGCUUUGGAACUGUGUGUUUUCAAGGUGACAAUAUGGAACAAAAGUAGCAGCUAUGGUCUGCUGCUUCAGAAUCUGGUGAUGUCGGACGGUGGCGAUCGACGCAGAAAUACCAAGUCGGAGCUUUCCAGACUUAAGAAGACCGCCCUCUUGUCGUAUCUGAUCCUGUCUUAUCUGUACAAAAAGCUGGAGUCACAUCUGUACAGCCUAGAUGCUGACGAUGAGGAAGACCGCACCAAAUGGCAUCAAUAUGUGCACAUGAUUAUGGCCAGGUUACAGAGGGUUCUGCCUACGCUCCAGAAAUGGUAUGCCGGCCUUUCGCUUGCCAACUUUCUUGCCUUCCUGAUCCAUGGACAAUACCCAAAUCUUGUCAAUAGAGUUCUCCGCAUUAGGUACAAGCCACUCGUAUCCACACAAGUCUCGUUUGCGUCGAACCCGGAGACCAUCUCGUACGAGUUCCAAGACAGACAGCUGGUCUGGAACACACUGACGGAAUUCCUCGUGUUUAUAAUGCCGAUUCUCUCAAUGUCCAAGUUGUCCAAGUCAGUUGUGCGGCUGCUGCAGACGGAUCAGAAACAGGAUGAAAAGGAAACCAUCUACCGGUUUCUUCCCGAACGGUGCUGCGCAAUCUGCUAUCAAAACACCACGCGAGCUGGUGUGGCCGACGCGUCGAUCGACGAACACCUCAUCACAAACCCAUUCGAGACUAGUUGCGGCCACGUCUACUGCUAUGUGUGUCUGAUGGCAAAGCUUGAGGACGGAGAUCCGUGGCUGUGUUUGCGGUGCGGAGAGCGCGUCGAGUUUGUGCGGGUGUUCGACGGCGAGCCUGCUGACUACGAGCCAGACUCCAGCGACCAGGAGUCGGUUUCGGAGUACUCGGGCGACUCUGACAGCGAGUCAGAUUCGUCUACUGCAGAUAAGGUCUAUAAUUAAACAAAAUAUGCUGGCACGAAGUCAUGCGCAACAUCUUGAAUCCGCGAUCUGGACUCUUGUAGGUUCAUAAAUACGGAGUCUAGAGCGAGCAAGAAGUUCACUGUGGCUAUUCAUUCGUUCGAAACAUUAAUGGUCCUCUUUGAAAUGUGGCUUGAAGGUUGGGGUUGGCACCGUUGUGAACUUAAUUCCAUGUGGCAGCGUAGUGUCUUCGUGACUAGGCGACUCUGUAGGCUUUGGAGGUAGCGCCGUCGGGGUCUGCUUGGCAGCGGUGGCCACUCCAGUGAUAAGGUGAGUGGAGAUCUUUUCGUGACUCCCAGACUUCUCCUCCGUGUAGAGGAAGAAGUAUCCAAUAUAACCUGGCUUCGAGUUUACGAUUGUAGCGUCGAUUUCCACAUGGAUGGCGUCAUCAGGACUUUUGCAUUUCUCGCCGAUUAUCACCUCCAAUCUUGUAGGACCUGAC